AUGAACACUACAGCCGCCAUCAAAUCAGCGAUUUGCAGACCACAAAGCUAUUGUUCUUUCCUGAAAACUGCUUUUUUCCAUUCUACUCCCGUCUUAGAACGCAAACGUCGUUCUUCCUCUUCUUCGGACGGUCUCUUCUCUACAUGUAAAUCAAAUACUCACAAGAAGAAGAGAAGUAAGAAGUUUUUGAGGGAACAUCAAGAAGCAGUGCGUCGUGCUGUUGAACAACUUAAACAAGAAAGAGAAGAGGCCUCCAAGAAAGCCAGAGAAGCCAAAGAAGCCAGAGAAGCCAAAGAAGCCAAAGAAAAACAGAACGCCUCAGCGAGUUGGCAGCAUUCUGGUCACUGCGAUGACGACUUUGAAUCUAUAUUCCGAAAUCUAUUUACUGAAUCCAGAGAUUAUCAUUAUUCUACCCAUAGAGAGAAGGAGCGUCACUGGUGGUAUAACUCUUCAUGGUCUUCUAAUUACUCUAGUAGCAACUCUUGGAGAUCGAAAUAUAGAUUUUAUGAAGGAGAAAUAGGAGAAGAAGAAGAGCAAGAAGAAGAAGAAGAAGAUGGCUAUAGUUCAAGAAAAUCCAGCGGCUCAGUGUCAGAAUCAAUCGAAUUCCAAGCUUCUCAUAGACAAACACUUGGCUUGAGUCCUUGGGGUCCGUUAAAACUCGAAGAUGUCAAACAUGCAUAUCGAACUUGUGCAUUAAAAUGGCAUCCAGAUCGUCAUGAGGACUCUACCAAGGCAGCAGCUGAAGAAAAGUUCAAGCUCUGCACUGUGGCUUAUCAAUCUUUAAUCGAAAAGCUAGCAGUCAAAUAA
Messenger RNA from Capsella rubella, 807 nucleotides. RefSeq lists its product as uncharacterized. The coding region runs from base 1 to 807 and encodes 268 amino acids. NCBI's taxonomy places the organism in Eukaryota, Viridiplantae, Streptophyta, Magnoliopsida, Brassicales, Brassicaceae. The transcript has 6 exons. The record is from RefSeq and is a predicted model, not a curated record.